AUGUACUUAAUUGUACUGGAUGCGCAUAGCAAAUGGCCAGAAGUUAUUAAUUUCAAACGAAAUACGAAGGCAGACAAACUCAUCGAGGAGUUUAAAAAGCUGUUCAUUCGCUAUGGGCUCCCAUUACACUGUGUAACGGACGGCAGUCCGCAAUUUCGAAGCGAGCGUUUUGAAAAUUUCCUGAAAACCAACGGAGUAUAUCACAGUUUUUCGCCCCCGUACCACCCAGCCACAAACGGCGCGGCGGAAAAUUUUGUACAAACGUUCAAAAGUAAAGUCGAGAAAAUUGUCAAAGGGGGAGAGUCGCUGGGGGCGGCGGUGAACAGGUUCUUAUUCGACUAUCGCAGCGUUCCGCACUGCACCACAGGCAUGAGUCCCGCGUACAUGAUGUACAAGCGUGAACCGCGGACACGUUUUGAUAUAUUAAGACCCAACACCGCACAAACGGUGGAAACUCGCCAGCGAGCGCAGAUAGUGGCGAGACAGGGAAGUAGGAAGAUUAGCCUAAACGCCGGAGACGAGGUGAUGAUCGACAACUUCAGGGCCAGAGAACUGAAGCGCGUUCACGGCGAGGUAGUCAAGCCUGUAUCGCCAUCCACAUAUAUCGUUAAAAACGACCAAGGUCGGAUACAAAAGAGGCACAUUGAUCAAUUGAUCAAUUGUACGGAUAAACCGACCUUGCGUCGUUCGGCGCGGAUACAACAACUUAAACAAAAAGGGGAAGAGUUGUGA
This is a messenger RNA of Vollenhovia emeryi, 732 nucleotides long. RefSeq lists its product as uncharacterized. Gene Ontology annotation, molecular function: nucleic acid binding. The transcript has a single exon. The coding region runs from base 1 to 732 and encodes 243 amino acids. Gene Ontology annotation, biological process: DNA integration. The record is from RefSeq and is a predicted model, not a curated record. NCBI's taxonomy places the organism in Eukaryota, Metazoa, Arthropoda, Insecta, Hymenoptera, Formicidae.